Trichogramma pretiosum is the source of this 1538-nucleotide messenger RNA. Its product is annotated as zinc finger protein 62 homolog. The transcript is spliced from 3 exons. Bases 101 to 1531 code for a protein of 476 amino acids. NCBI's taxonomy places the organism in Eukaryota, Metazoa, Arthropoda, Insecta, Hymenoptera, Trichogrammatidae. Gene Ontology annotation, biological process: regulation of DNA-templated transcription. Gene Ontology annotation, molecular function: DNA-binding transcription factor activity, RNA polymerase II-specific; RNA polymerase II cis-regulatory region sequence-specific DNA binding. The record is from RefSeq and is a predicted model, not a curated record.
AGAGCACAUCGCUUCUAGCCAGUAUUUUCGUGUUUGGUUAGUUUUAUAGGUGAAAUCAUCACGGAGAGGUUAAUUGUUAUCGAAAUUCCACGAGAGAACGAUGGAAUCCAGUGACAUACUUAAUUGUGCCACCAGAGUGAAAGAGGAGCCUAGAGAUGUUUUGCGUGUUGAAAAUGAUAGUGAAAUGAUUGACGAGAAACCCGAUCAUAAGAGCUUCCAAUUCUUACCAUUCCAGCAAAAAAAUUCAAACCAUAUUCUCCGAAAAUAUGAAGAAGAUCAUGGAAGUGAAAUGGAUGAGGAAGUGGAAGUAGUCGUUGAAUGUGAAGACGUCAAGCCCAAUAUUGGUUUGUCAGAUGUUAAAAUAACUGAUUCUCCAAAUCACUUGUGGAAUGUAAAAGGUAGUGAUGAUAAAACUCUAAACGUUAUAAAAAAAGAACCUCCUGGGGAAGUGAAAAAAGAAAUUGUUUGUGAAGUUGCUGCAGAAUCGAAUUUGAAAUUUGACUGUGAACUUAUCGAUCGAGAUAAAAAAAACAGAAAUACUAAAAAGUCUGAUCAUCAACAUGGACUCAAAGUACAGCUUUAUACAACCCAAGCCAGUAGCAUCCACGUGUGUAAAACAUGUGGAAAAAUUUUUAAACGAAAAAAUGCUCUCAAAACUCACAUUGAUGUGGUGCAUAAUGGUAUCGCACAUACGUGUGAUAUAUGCGGGAAAAAAUUCACAACUAAAAGUAAUCUUAAAAUCCACGUGAAUAGCGUGCACAAUCGUAUCAUAUAUGCAUGCGAUGUAUGUGAAAAGACAUUUUCACGUGAACAUUAUCUCAAAACACACAUCGCUUCAGUUCAUAAUAAACUCGCACCAAAAUGUGAUAUAUGUCACAAGACAUUUUUAACAAAGAGUACUCUCAAAGUCCACAUUAGUACGGUGCAUGAUAAAAUCACUCAUAGAUGUGACACUUGCGGAAUAACUUUUACACGAAGAGGUCAACUCAAAAUUCACAUCGAUGAGUUGCAUAAUGGUAUCACCCACAUGUGUGAUACAUGCGGAAAAAACUUCAAGUAUAAAAGCAGUCUUAAAACCCACAUCGAUCGGUUUCAUAAUGGUAUCACCCAUAUGUGUGACACAUGCGGACAAAAGUUCAAGUAUAAGAGCUAUCUCAAAGUCCAUAUCGAUGUGGUGCAUAAUGAUGUCGCAUAUGCGUGUGAUGUUUGCGAGAAAAAAUUCGCAAAUAAUGAUAUUCUCAAGGUCCACAUGAAAUACGUGCACAAUCGUAUCAGAUAUGCAUGCGAUGUAUGUGAAAAGACAUUUUCACGUAAACAUCAUCUCAAAACACACAUCGAUUCAGUUCAUCGUAAACUUGCACCAAAAUGUGAUAUAUGUCACAAGACAUUCUCAACAAAGGAUUCGCUCAGAAUCCAUAUUGAUAUUGCGCAUAAAGGCAUAAGAUAUCCAUGUGUUUUAUGUAGAAAAGUAUUCAAACAUAAUAGUAGUCUGAAAAUUCAUUGUAAGUCGAAACAUAAUAGUGUCUCAUGAACGCGUG